Molecule: messenger RNA, 3019 nt
Organism: Hemicordylus capensis (graceful crag lizard)
Lineage: Eukaryota; Metazoa; Chordata; Lepidosauria; Squamata; Cordylidae
Gene: BARX2
Product: BARX homeobox 2
Exons: 4
Coding region: 258-1076 (272 amino acids)
Biological process (GO): regulation of transcription by RNA polymerase II
Cellular component (GO): nucleus
Molecular function (GO): RNA polymerase II transcription regulatory region sequence-specific DNA binding; DNA-binding transcription factor activity, RNA polymerase II-specific
Source: RefSeq, a predicted model, not a curated record
CGGGCGGGCGGGCGGGCGAGCGAGCGAAGGAGGGAGUCGCCGGCAGGCAAGGCAGCAGUUAGGACGGGACUCCACAGAUCUCCUGCGCACCCUCCUGCUGAUCUCCGGCCAGCCUCCCCCGCCGCCCCUCCUCUGCCCGGAUCUCCCUCCCUCUGCCCUCUGCGUGUAGCUUUUUUGGGCAUUAUAUUGUUAAUUUGGGGGGGUCAGCCUGUUUCCCUUUUUCCACUGGAGCCCAGCGCUCGCCAUCAGCCCCAGCCAUGCACUGCCAAGCCGAAGUCAGGCUGGCCUCCCCCGGGCAGCUGAAAGCAGCCAGGCGGCGCUACAAGACUUUCAUGAUCGACGAGAUCCUGUCCAAGGAGACCUGCGAUUACUUCGAGAAACUCUCGCUCUAUUCCGUCUGCCCUUCCCUCAUCGUGAGACCCAAACCUCUGCACUCCUGUACCGGUUCCCCUUCCCUGCGGGCCUAUCCUCUCAUCUCUGUCAUCACCAGGCAGCCCUCAGCGGUCUCCCACUUCAUCCCCACAGCCAGCACUUCUCGGGUUCUCUCACCACACCCACCCCCGGGAAGCACCUGUUCAGAGACGCCAGCCAGCGAAACUCACGGGAGCAGCGAAUCGGAGACCGAGCAGCCCACCCCCCGCCUGAAAAAGCCGCGUCGCAGCCGGACCAUCUUCACAGAACUGCAGCUCAUGGGGCUGGAGAAGAAAUUCCAGAAGCAGAAAUACCUCUCUACUCCAGACAGGCUGGAUCUUGCCCAGUCGCUGGGACUAACUCAGCUCCAAGUGAAGACUUGGUACCAGAAUCGCAGGAUGAAAUGGAAGAAAAUGGUUUUGAAAGGUGGGCAGGAAGCUCCCACCAAGCCCAAAGGCCGUCCCAAGAAAAACUCCAUUCCCACUUCAGAGGAGAUAGAAGCAGAGGAGAAGAUGAACAGCCAAGCUCAGAAACAAGGAUUGGAAGAAGGUCAGGCCUUAGACGAGCCAGAGUCCACCAAGGAACCAUUGGACAUCACUGCAGAGACAGAGGAGUCUCCUAAGCCCACACCAGAAACUUCCCUGGAGGAGACGACAUCAAGUUAAAAGACAAAGAGGAAGACACUAACCCAAAUACAACAACAACAACUACUACUACUACUACAACAAAACAGUGCAUAAACUGGAAGCGUGUGCACUUUGUACCUGAUGAAAUCAACCCAUGUGGUGGGUUGUGGUGCGGCAAAGAGACCCAAAUGUGACUAUGUCCACCUUUCCAAUGUCGUGUGUACACAUUCUCCACAGAUCUCACAGAGCUUGAGCUCUCCUCCAAAUGGGACUGCAUGCUUAGAAAACAGAGGCUUGGGAGAGGCAUACAAAGAGCCCUGCUUCCCUUUGUACUAGGAGAAGAAGCUCUUUAGAGACUCCAUAAUGCCAGAGAGAUGGUCCUUGAUCGUGCCUUCUUUAUCCUGAGCUUUGAAACUGGUUCAGAACAGCAGUUACCAAAGGGAUUUCUUUCACCAGUGUAGCUUUCUUCUGUGUAAUCCGUGCUUAAUUGGGGAUGGGCCAAUACAAGCCAUUUUUAUGGGAUGUUCAAAAACUGGGAUAAUGGAUGUUCUGCCAUUGCAAAGACUACAGAGCUAUCUUGGGGAGGGGGGAGAGAAUGCUCUUCCUCUGUCUCCAGACAUUAUGCUGUAUGUGCAUAUAGGCAUCUGCACACAGGUACAUCUUGUUGUGCGAAUGACCAUACAUGUGUUCAUCUUAAAAGUGAACCUGGGUGAAGGCCCUUCAAAUGCAAUGUAUACAUUAAAAGAAAUGUACUACUGAAUGUGCGCUGAACAUAACGUUAGGAUAAUUAUAUGUGCCUACAGAUCUAUAUGUGCAUACACUGUACACAGAAUGCAUGUGCAUUGAACAUAACAUGUGAAUAGGGCUUCUUGCUCUCUUGUGUAUAUAUAAAAAACAAGAAUACAAGAAUGACAAGUCCUUCUGGAGAGGGCCCCGUCCUCUAGUGUCGGGCUUAUUAAUCCAGACUGGCCUAAGAGUCCUUUGGCAUUGAGGUGGCGUAGUUCCAUACAUGGGGGCUUGUUGCCUUCACAAGACCCCCAAGGAAACACUUCCAUGGGCAAGGUAUGGGUUACUGGGCUCCUUCUAGCUUAAGCCGUCCUCACAUGCUGGCCCAUCAUCACUGGCCAGCUAUCCUUUAAAUAGUUCCUGGGUUUCGGGACAACUCUUGCAAGAACUGAAACCUCGGGGCAACUCUUUGCAAGAACCGAAACCUUGCGAGAGCUCCCUGAGCUCUCGUGAGACUACGCCAUUAUUAGGCCCCACCUCGCCUGCUCCCAGUGUGGGUUAGUUUGGGAUGGUGUGUGCUGUUGCACUGCUGAUUGCAUCCCUCAGAGGAGGACCCAGCUCUAGAAUGGCGCACAUGGACUGGCCACUGUUACGGGCCACCCCCUGAUCCCCUUGCCUCUCCUGCCCCAACCCCGAGGUCUCCUCACAAAGAAAAAUCAAGAAAUCAAGUAUACAGAUUUGAAAGAUCUGUUGUCUCUAUUUAUUAGGGGCACCUUUUUUAAUUGAUCAAAAGUUUUUAAAAUAAAUUUAAUUUCACCAAGGAAGCAGCUAAAGAUUGCAGGUGUAUCAUUUAGAUGCCAGCACCUUUGGACCUAAGUUCAAAAAACUAAACUAUGCAUUCUCCUUGAGCUAGAAUCUGUUCGGUAGCAUCGGGAUCAGCUCAAGUUCUCUGAUGCCUGGUACACUCUAGAAACUUUGGAGUGCUUGAAGAUUUUCUAGAAACUUUGGAGAAGCUUUGGAGUUUAUUCCUCACUGGGGCCCCAUUUCCCAUGUUUGCAAAGUACUUAUCUUUCACAUCAGGGGAGAGCUAGAGAUGGGACUUCAGAAGAAAACUUUUCAGGGGAAGCAUUGCAUUUAUUUUCCAGCCUUGUGUGCCAAGAUAAGAUAAGUAUCGUGUUUCCUAUAGUCUUGUUAAAGGGUGUAUUUUUUGCCCAAAGGCUGCAAAGAGAUGUAUCAAGAUUACCUUUAUUUUUUAA